ACUAAGCGGAGCUUCACAGCAGAACAGAUCAGCUGUUAAACUCAUGACUUCCAUCUUGUUUUUCACUGUUUGUGUUGCAGACGUCUCGCUGUGACUCAAUCAGCUACUCUGUGGAUGUGGAUGUGAUGGAGCCUCCUCACAGCAACAUGAACAGUCCCAGUGUGGAGCUGAAGAGUCUGCAGCUGUGUGACAGGGAAGGCACAGCAUCUGCAGACAGCGACAUUGGGGACGUGGACGACCUGCCGGUUCCUCAGCAGAUCCGGAUCAGUAACAUCACCUGUGAUUCGUUCAAGAUCAGCUGGGACAUGGACGGCAGAGGCAGAGACAGGAUCACACACUACUUCAUCGACCUCAACAAGAAGGAGAACAGGAAGGAGAACAAGUUUAAACACAAGGACGUACCGACUAAGCUGGUGGCGAAGGCCGUCCCCCUGCCGAUGACAGUGAGAGGUCACUGGUUCCUGAGUCCUCGCACAGAGUACACCGUCUCGGUCCAGACAGCCGCCAAACAGCCAGAUGGAGACUACGCCGUCUCUCAAUGGAGCGAGAUCAUUGAGUUCUGCACUGCAGAUUACUCCACCGUCCAUCUGAACCAGCUGCUGCAGAAAGCCGAGGCCAUCGCCGGCAGGAUGCUGCCAUUCACCGUCUUCUACAGAAACCAGCAGAGGGAGUACUUCCAACAGGCCAGCCCCUCUUAUCGCUCCAGAGAUGCUCAGUGCCGGCGCAUGCUGCCGUCAGUCAAAGACAACAGCGGCAGUCAUGGGUCACCCAUCAGCGGCAAACUGAAGGGGAUCUUCUUCAGCUGCAACACCGAGUUCAACACAGGAAAACCUCCCCAGGACUCCCCAUACGGACCAUUCCGCUUCCAGAUCCAAGCAGACAUCCUCUUCAACCACAACACCAACAUCUACUUUGGGGAUUUCUACUGCAUGUACACGUCCUACCACUACGUCAUCGUGGUCCUGGCUCCUGAUGGCUCGGAUGGAGACGCCUUCUGUAAAGGGAGGCUACCAGUGCUGGACAGAUCCAACAACUGCUUCCUGAGCUGCACUGAUGAGGAGGAUGGCUCUCUGUCUUUCCGUCAUGCCCAGGACGUCAUCCUGGAGGUGAUCUACACCGAGCCGGUGGAUCUGUCUUUAGGGACGGUGGCACAGAUCAGUGGGCACCAGCUCAUGAGUCAGUCCACCGUCAACGCCAAGAAAGACCCGAGCUGCAAGAUCUGCAACAUCAGCGUGGGACGUUAGCUGAAUGUUUUGACUAGACGACCAGCUAACUUGCUAAAAAGUGACAUGGUGAAUAGAUAGUAGCUAAGAAGCUACUAAUUAAGUUCACCACCUGCUCGUUGUGGAACGAGUAGCUAGCUAAGUGCUAGCAAUGCCUGGCUAGCUAGCAGGCAGUCCAAUUAACUAAACACUAAAUCCACUUAUUUAAUGUGUAUAGUCACUUUAUUAAACCUUCAACUGAUUCUGGUGUUAUAAACCUUCUCUCUUGGUCAUCCAGAAAUCAUAGAACCAUAGUUACAUGUGUAACUUAAAGGAUAAUAUAGAACUGAUGUGAAACCAGAAUGUAACUCUAUUGAAGACAUACGAAAACCCAAAAUAACAAAAUAUCCUGUCUGACAACGUAACAGUGCUCAACAAAUUAGAGAAGUAUUUCAUUGGUGGGAAGAUGGUCUGUUUUUGAAACUGGGCUCUCCGUGCAGGAGAAUGAAAAUACUUUUAAAAUUGGUGCCACAUGACAAGAGGAAACAGGAAAAGGGCCGUGGCCUUCGCUUUGCUCAAAAGGUAGAAAACCUACAACUACCAGAAUGCACCACGCAGCACUGGACCAAUGCUGUUUUCCACAGAAAACAAUAUGGCACCCAGUUCCUGUUCUCAGACUUUCAUUUUACAGCCAAACAGUGCACUACAAUAUGUUUCUGUAGACAUUUUAUGUGAGAAAUAGGCAGUGUAGUAACAGAAUAUUAGUUUAGAUUUGAUCAGCCCUGCAGAGUUUGAUCUGAGUUUGAGGGGCAGAGAGGGACUUGAAAAACAAGGGGUAGGGGUAAAAAUAACAGAUGGGAGUGGGCGUUUGUCUGUAAGAGCCAGAAGACUGCCUGAUACCUUUUUAAUAUUGUUGAGUACAUCAUUUAGAAAAAAAACAUGACUCCUCUGAGUAAAGACACUAAACACUGUGGCAGCUCAGUUAGUUUUUAGCUGAGUGGUGUAUUUUAAAAUAAAUUAAAACCUUGUUGCUGCUAAAUGUCUCACUAAUGACAGAAGGUACUUUUCUUCACAUAUAUAUAUUUUUAAAUGAAGCCAAGAGAAACAAUGUCUACAGCUAUUUUUCUGACCGAUUGAGCACGAGACAAGAAAUAAUUUCAUAUCUGAUUUGAUCGGUUUUUUUUUAAUAACAGUGUGUUCUGCUUUUAUUUCAGUAAUCAAUGGACAGCUAAUAUGUGACACAUUAAUGACCUGAUAACUGUUAAUAUGUUUCUGCUCUUGGCAGGUAACAUCACCACACUCUGU
Molecule: messenger RNA, 2507 nt
Organism: Epinephelus fuscoguttatus (brown-marbled grouper)
Lineage: Eukaryota; Metazoa; Chordata; Actinopteri; Perciformes; Serranidae
Product: phytanoyl-CoA hydroxylase-interacting protein-like
Exons: 6
Coding region: 126-1244 (372 amino acids)
Cellular component (GO): cytoplasm
Molecular function (GO): protein binding
Source: RefSeq, a predicted model, not a curated record